CAUUGAAAGAAAGAAGUGGUGAGCAUGCUCAUUCAAGAAGGAAAAACAGCUACUAUUCAUGAGAAACUAGUGUUGAUCGACACACUCGAGCGUUUGGGAGUGUCUUAUCACUUCCAUCGAGAAAUCGAAAACCUACUCCAUCAAAUCCAAGACUACUAUUUAAAGUAUUUAGAAAAAGGCCCCGAAACGUUUCCGGCAGGUAUAAUGGAGUUUCUGUUUCCGAAACAUAUCGAAAACGUGGAAGCACGUACAGAAAUAUACAAUCAUCGAUCAAUAUUGAAAGUAUAUAUUGCAGGUGUUUUCGACAAGUUUAAGGGCGAAGACAACAAAUUCAAAGAGACCCUAAAAAGUGAUGCUAAGGGAUUGUUGAGCUUGUACGAAGCUGCACACUUGAGAAUUCGUGGCGAAGAAAUCCUGGAAGAGGCUGCGGCCUUCGCAACAUAUCAUCUCAAUCUUAUGUUAGAUGAUGAUGAUCAACAAUUAUUAUUAGAGUUUCCAUUACUUGAGGAACAAGUGAAGCGGGCCCUACAGAACCCACUUCAUAGAGGCGUUCCAAGAAUAGAAACCCGUCGUUUUAUUUCAUUUUACGAAAAAGAUGAAUCGAGGAGUGAACUACUUCUCCGACUAGCCAAACUGGAUUUCAAUUAUUUGCAGAAUAUCUACAAGAAAGAGCUCUCCCAACUCUCCAGGUGGUGGAACGAAUUGAACCUGAUGCCAAAACUGCCGUACGCGAGAAGUAGAGUGGUGGAAUCCUACAUUUGGGCGACGGCUUUUUGUUUCGAGCCUCAGUACUCCGAUGCUCGAUUAGCAGCUACUAAAACCUUGCAAAUGCUUACACUUAUCGAUGAUACAUACGACAAUUAUUCCACGCUUGAAGAAGCCGACCUUUUCACCCACAUUAUCCAAAGGUAUGCCGAAUGGUGGAAUAUUGAUGAAAUUGACGACUACGAUCAAAUCCCGGAUCAUAUGAAAAUCAUUUGCGAGUUUACUUUUAGCAUGUACGAAGAGUACGAACGUGAAGCAGCCAAACAAGGAAAAUCUUUUGCAGCUCCUUAUGCCAAAGAAAGUGUGAAACACUUAUGUAGGGCUUACAAUAAAGGGCUAAGGUGGUGCAUGGGAGGAGAAAAUAGUAAUAUGCCAAGAUUUGAAGAUUACAGUGUGAAUACAGUAAUCACAAGCUGCCUGUAUGUUUUCUGCUCAUGGAUGAUGCCGGGUAUGAGACACGUGUCGUCAAAAGAAACCGUUGAUUGGCUGAUGAGCGACCCUAAGAUUAUUGCAGCUUCUGCUAAGGUGUGCCGCUUUUUGGACGACUUGGGCAGCUAUCAACGCGAACGCAAGGAGGGACGAAUGCUGACAGGGGUAGAUUUUUACAUGAAAGAGCACGGUAUCUCGGUAGAAGAGACCGCGGAUAAGUUUGUGGAACUAGCCGACGAGGCAUGGAAGGAUUUGAACGAAGAAUGGAUCGUAAAUAGUGGUAAAACAGGCCGGGGUUAUUAUCGAAAUAUACCAAAGGAUAUGGUGGAGAUGGUUCUCAACUACGCUCGCGUAGCGGAGCUCAACUACAGGAGUCUCCAAGAUGGCUUUACAAAACCUGAAAUCUUGGCACCCCACAUUGCUACAUUGUUUGUUGAUCCAAUUAUCAUGUGAUUGUUGAUUUUUUAGUAUAAUUUCCUACUUAAUACGUGUUAUUAGUACUUAUCUUUCAUGGAUUUGGUAACUCCUUUUUUUUUUUAAUAUGUAUUCAAAAUACUUUAGUUAUAUAUAUGCUGCAUAUAUGUUCGAUUUU
Erythranthe guttata (spotted monkey flower) is the source of this 1786-nucleotide messenger RNA. The record is from RefSeq and is a predicted model, not a curated record. NCBI's taxonomy places the organism in Eukaryota, Viridiplantae, Streptophyta, Magnoliopsida, Lamiales, Phrymaceae.